Linum tenue is the source of this 1560-nucleotide messenger RNA. Lineage: Eukaryota; Viridiplantae; Streptophyta; Magnoliopsida; Malpighiales; Linaceae. The record is from the annotation of a GenBank genome assembly.
GGACGACUGAUGAUACUAUUUCAAAUUUUCAAUGAUCUUCUCCUCCGCCGAAAAGCUUCUUCCCCAGUACUGCCGCUGACCCCUGAAUCCGUCGCCGCUGCCAUUGCUUCUCCUCUAACGGUUCAUCAUCCACCAGCAAGAACAAAAGGUCUUAUCGUCGUAGCUAAGCUAACUGAAAGAUUUGCGCCCUUAUUUAAAUUCACGAAUUUGCCGAUGAGAAUCUGCGUUCUUACGCGCCGGGAGCGGCGAAGCUAGAUUGGUGGCCGAUUGGGUCACUUGCUUGGAUUCAGCGCUGCUGCCAAAUCUUCCUUUCCCCUCGUCCAGAAAUCAAUUCUGAUAUCGCCGACUCUUCGCCGCAGCUGCUCAAGUGGUCGUUUCGAGCUGAAUUCCAUCGAAGCUCACAAGUCAUGAGCUCUUCUUCUCGUGCACAUUCCGGCAGAAGAGGCGGAAGAGGUACGGGGAUGAGAAGUGAUAGGGAAAGACCGGGUGGACGCGGUCGUGGCGGUGGGAGAGGAGGUGGUUCCGAGAAUGAGAAAAUUGAUGCUCUUGGAAGACUAUUGACACGCAUUUUGCGUCAUAUGGCUUCUGAGUUGAGUUUGAAUAUGCGGAGUGAUGGGUUCGUGAAAGUGGAGGAUUUGCUUCAGUUGAACAUGAAAACUUUUGCCAAUGUUCCGUUGAUAUCACACACGGUUGAUGAUAUCAGGGAGGCAGUCAGAAGGGAUAACAAGCAAAGAUUCGGGCUCGUGGAGGAAAAUGGAGAGCUCUUGAUUCGUGCAAACCAAGGCCACACGGUGAAGGUAGUUGAAUCAGAAAGUUUGUUACAACCCAUCCUUUCAGCUGAUGAGGUAGCAGCAGUCUGUGUGCAUGGAACAUAUAGGAAGAAUCUGGAAUCUAUAUUGCAGUCUGGUUUAAAGCGCAUGGAGAGAUUGCAUGUUCACUUCUCUUGCGGCUUGCCAACAGAUGGUGAAGUGAUCAGUGGGAUGAGAAGGAACGUAAAUGUGCUUAUUUUCCUGAAUGUGGAAAAGGCUCUGGAAGAUGGAAUGAAGCUUUAUAUAUCGGGGAAUAAGGUGAUCUUGACUGAAGGUUUCGAUGGUGUUGUCCCAGUGAAGUACUUCCAGAAGAUUGAAUCUUGGCCAGCUCGACAAUCUAUCUCCGUUGCAAACCUAAGCCAAAGCUGACUGAUAUGAGAAGGGGGGUGACCUUUGGGACAAAACAAAUAGACCUUCUGAACUCUGCUAAUGUGGCUGCGGAUGGUAUUUAUCAGCGGCCAUUGAACUGAAGGGUUUAAAGAACAACAAAGGCGGCGGGCAAUGGCAAUCGAGGAAAUUGAUAUUACGUAUCAGCAAUCAUGACCUUGAUGAUUCGAAAAAUUGAGGAAGUUUGUUUCCAGAAUGAACCAGUUUAGCCGUCGAUUUGCCUGCAGAUCGGAAUGCCAGGUUCUGCCCUAGGUGUGGUCCUAGCCACAGCUCAUUUCAGUUCAUCAAUGGUGGCAUUACCACCGGCAGAGUAUCAAAAUGACGAGAUGUCGUUCUUUUGCAGCUCCAUUGUUGUUGGUUAAUG